Messenger RNA from Dermatophagoides pteronyssinus (European house dust mite), 1218 nucleotides. It is a transcript of the gene mtTFB1, whose product is annotated as mitochondrial transcription factor B1. Gene Ontology annotation, molecular function: mitochondrial transcription factor activity; rRNA (adenine-N6,N6-)-dimethyltransferase activity. Lineage: Eukaryota; Metazoa; Arthropoda; Arachnida; Sarcoptiformes; Pyroglyphidae. Gene Ontology annotation, biological process: transcription initiation at mitochondrial promoter; rRNA methylation. Gene Ontology annotation, cellular component: mitochondrial matrix. The record is from RefSeq and is a predicted model, not a curated record.
UGUUCCCAGAAAAAUUUCCAUGUGGAAAAUAAGAAUUAGUUGAUUUAUAAAUUGUUUAUUCCAUGUCUAAAGAGAAGAUAAUAGCGAAUGGCAUCAAGAAUGUCCUGCAUCCAGCGUUUGUCAGAACACCAACUCAAGUGUCUCCAUCCGUACCAGGUAAGGUAUCGCUGAUACCAUCACGUUUACCUCCUUUGCCAACAGUUCGAGAUCUAGUCAGAAUUUACCGUGUUCGAGCACGUCGAAGUUUGUCACAGAAUUUUCUAUUGAAUAAAAAUAUCAAUGAAAAAAUAGUCACAUCUGCUGGAAUUCAAAAUGGAGAUCAUGUGCUUGAAAUCGGUCCUGGGCCUGGUAAUAUUACACGUCAAAUUUUAGAACGUGGACCACAACAGCUGUUUGUAUUAGAAAAAGAUCGUCGUUUUCUACCAAUGCUCGAGAUGUUGGCCGAUGCUACAUAUCCCGAACAGAUGAAAAUCAUUGUUGGUGAUGUGAUGGAUUAUACGUUCGACAAUCUAUUUCCAGAACAUUUACGAAAGGAAUGGCACGAAGAAUCGCCAGCCAUACGGAUAAUCGGCAAUUUGCCUUUUAAUGUAUCUACACCAUUAAUAAUCAGAUGGCUAAGACUGAUGUCUGAUCAUUCGGGUUUUUAUCGGAUGGGCCGUAUUCCACUUACGUUAACGUUUCAACGUGAAGUUGCCGAACGAAUGAUCGCUCCUGUAAUGGAUCAUCAACGUAGUCGUCUGUCUAUAAUGUGUCAACAUUUAUGUAAUGUUAAAAUUCGUUUUACCAUAAAGGGAAAAAGUUUUGUUCCGGCACCAAAUGUGGAUGUAGCUGUAGUCAAAUUUAUACCAUUGAUAGAACCGAAAAUCUCCUUACCGUUUAAUGUGGUGGAAAAAUUUGUACGACAUUUGUUCAUUUACCGUAACAAACAAAUACAUAAAUGUUUAAAAACAUUGUUUCCAAAGGAUAUGCAUGACUUGAACGAAGAAUUAUUUAUAAAAUCCGCUAUCGAACGUGAUUUAAGGCCAACAAUGUUGUCCAUUGAUGAAAUCGGUGCAAUGUGUCAUGUAUACAAUGAAUUCUGUACAGAAAACCCAGGACUAUUUGAAUUUAAUCAUCAAGCUAAAAAAACACUUUCAGUAAACCAAUUUUUAAAUCAACAAGCCACUUGGAUAAAUGAAGAUUAAUUAGAAUAUUUUUUUUUAAUCGCAUCAAAUGAUA